UUCGUCAUAUCCUGUUUAGACGUCAACUUCCCGUCUUCCUUCUGUCCAAUACAACAAUGGCGACGUGUACUGAGGACUGUGCCUCAGCUGCUGAUGAAGAGCCGACUGAGAGUCUAGCAUCGCAGAAGAGAGAAGCGAGGCUGCGGAAGUUUCGGGAGUUGCAUUUUAAACGGAAUGAAGCACGCAAGCUCAAUCACCAGGAGGUUGUGGAGGAGGACAAGAGGCUGAAACUCCCGGCCAACUGGGAAGCCAAGAAAGCCCGGCUGGAGUGGGAGCUUGCUGAAGACCAGAAGAAAAAGGAAUGUGCUGCUAGAGGGGAGGAAUACGACAGAGUGAAACUGCUGGAGAUCAGUGCUGACGAUGCAGAACGGUGGGAAAGGAAGAAGAAGAAGAAGAACCCGGACCCGGGAUUCUCAGGUUAUGCCGAGGCCCAACUGCGGCAAUACCAAAGGCUCACCAAGCAGAUCAAACCAGACAUGGAAGGCUAUGAGAGACAGAAAGAGGAGUGCGGCGAGGACUUCCACCCCACCUCCAACAGCCUGAUCCACGGCACCCACGUCCCCUCAAAGGAGGGCAUUGACCGCAUGGUGGAAGAUGUUGAAAAGCAGAUUGAGAAGCGAGCCAAGUACAGUCGACGCAGGGCCUACAACGAUGAUGCAGACAUCGACUACAUCAACGAGAGGAACGCCAAGUUCAACAAGAAGGCGGAGCGUUUCUACGGCAAAUACACAGCAGAGAUCAAACAGAACCUGGAGAGAGGCACUGCUGUCUAGCCGGCCCAGCCAGCUCAGUGGACAUUUUCAUUGCAAUUUUUUUGUCUCUUCGGAGGCUUGGAAGCAUCUUCUUCAGUCACAGUUCUAGCUGUAUACUCGCCGUUCUCUUUACAGAUACAUUACAGUGCUCAAUAUCAGAUUGUGUAGUGUUGCAGCUGUCCAACAUUUUUAUUUUCCAAAUAUGUUGUUUUUUGUGCCUGUUUUCACUUAAGUAUUAAAAUCUGCAAAUUAAAUUGGAUGUGAGAUGCAUAAUGACUUCAGUUAUUUCAAGAUUUAAGCAUACUGUGUUUCUUUGUACAGUCAAAACAACACACUAGAUAUUAUUAUUAGCCUGUAUUUUAUUUUUAAAUAAACCACUUUUGACAAUUUGG
Molecule: messenger RNA, 1144 nt
Organism: Myripristis murdjan (pinecone soldierfish)
Lineage: Eukaryota; Metazoa; Chordata; Actinopteri; Holocentriformes; Holocentridae
Gene: syf2
Product: SYF2 pre-mRNA-splicing factor
Exons: 7
Coding region: 57-773 (238 amino acids)
Cellular component (GO): Prp19 complex; post-mRNA release spliceosomal complex; catalytic step 2 spliceosome
Source: RefSeq, a predicted model, not a curated record